Salarias fasciatus (jewelled blenny) is the source of this 1374-nucleotide messenger RNA. Its product is annotated as solute carrier family 22 member 2-like. Gene Ontology annotation, biological process: transmembrane transport. Gene Ontology annotation, cellular component: membrane. Lineage: Eukaryota; Metazoa; Chordata; Actinopteri; Blenniiformes; Blenniidae. The record is from RefSeq and is a predicted model, not a curated record. Gene Ontology annotation, molecular function: transmembrane transporter activity.
AUGACCUCGUUCGACGACGUGCUGCAGGAGGCGGGGCCGUUCGGCCGCUGCCAGCGGAGGAUCUUCCUGCUGUUCUGCCUGGUGUCGGUUCCGUGGGCCGGCGUCUACGUGGGCAUCGUGUUCCAGGGCUUCACGCCGGACCACCGCUGCGCCGAGCCGGCGGCGGCGGCGCUGGCGGCGCGCUGCGGCUGGAGCCCGGAGGACGGCCGCCGCCUCCCGGCGCCCGUCCUCAACGGGACCGGGGAACCGCGGCCCGACGGCUGCCGGCGCUACGACCGCGACUGGAACCGCACCGGCCUGACCUGCGACCCCCGCGAGCUGGAACCCGAACCCGGGACCCCCACCGCCGCCUGCGGCCACGGCUGGGAGUACGACUACGAGGGCCGGCGCUCCUUCGUCACCGAGUUCGACCUGGUGUGUUCCAACUCGUGGCUGGUGGACCUUUACCAGGCCACCCUCAACGUGGGCUUCCUGGUCGGCAGCAUCGCCACCGGGUACCUGGCCGACAGGUUCGGCAGGAAGGUGAGCUUCCUCCUGUCCAACGUUCUCAACGGCCUGAUGGGGAUCCUGGUGGCCGUGGCGCCAAACUACGCCACCCUGCUGGUCUUUAGAACCUUCUUCGGCUUCGGGGUCAAAGGAGGCUGGGUGGUGGGAUACGUUCUGAUCACGGAGAUCGUGGGGGUGGAGUACCGCCGGACGGUGGGGGUUCUCUACCAGAUGUUCUUCAGCGUGGGGAUCCUCCUGCUCCCCCUGCUGGCCUACUUCAUCACGGACUGGCGCUGGCUGCAGGUGGCCAUCACCGCCCCCUACAUCCUGUUCCUGUCCUACUACUGGUUCAUCCCGGAGUCUCCUCGGUGGCUCCUCUCUCAGAACCAGAAGUCCAAAGCCGUGGCGAUCACCGAGGCCAUGGCUAAGGAGAACCACAUGACCCUGUCCAAGAACAUUGAGACUUUGGCGGAUGACAAUGCCGACUCCACCAGCGCCUCCUUCAUGGACCUGAUCAGAACCCCGAGGAUGAGGAAGCACACCUUCAUCCUCAGCUUCAACUGGUUCACCAGCGCCGUGGUCUACCAGGGCCUGAUCAUGAGGCUGGGCAUCCUGGGGGGGAACGUCUACAUCGACUUCCUGAUCUCCGGCCUGGUGGAGUUCCCCGCCUUCCUCAUCCUCUUCACCAUCGAGCGCAUCGGACGCCGCCUCCCGUUCGCCGCCGCCAACAUAGUGGCCGGAAUCUCCUGCUUCGCCACCGCCUUCAUCCCCGACGGGAUGUUCUGGUUCAAGACGGUGGUGGCCUGCAUCGGCCGGCUGGGGAUCACCAUGGCCUUCGAGAUGGUCGUGUUCGUCAACACCGAGCUCUACCCCACCUUCGUCAGGUGA